Malassezia vespertilionis is the source of this 1704-nucleotide messenger RNA. RefSeq lists its product as uncharacterized. The transcript has a single exon. Gene Ontology annotation, biological process: transmembrane transport. NCBI's taxonomy places the organism in Eukaryota, Fungi, Basidiomycota, Malasseziomycetes, Malasseziales, Malasseziaceae. Gene Ontology annotation, molecular function: transmembrane transporter activity. The record is from RefSeq and is a predicted model, not a curated record. Bases 1 to 1704 code for a protein of 567 amino acids.
AUGCAAGAUGUACCGAGACGCCGCAGCUCCUAUUUUUCAGCCAAGAGUGAGAACUCGCAAGCAAGUAAAACAUUUGAUGCGAUACCCGUGCUGCUGUAUCGAGUCGAAAAUGCGCAACAGGCAGUGUACAGAGCGAUAGAAGAGUACACAGAGCAAGAUGCGCUGGAGGGCAAACUACACAAUGCGCGCGUAGAGGCGGCAUAUGACAAUGGGGACAAACAAGUGUCGCUAGACGAAGAGGGAAGCAUUGGUGUCCGCGUUCAGGAUGGGGCAGAAGGGCCCGAGGAGGACCCGUUCCUAGUCACUUGGAAAUCGACCAAUGCCGAAAAUGAGAACCCCCGUUCCUGGUCGUACCGGUACAGGCUCCGUGUGAUGGGCAUUUACGCACUCUUUUCCGGUGUCGGUCCCUGGGCGAGCUCUAUGGUAUCGCCCGCGCUCAAUACGCUCGAUACGGAACUUGGCUUUAACAACUCGGUUACGCUGGAUUUAGUGCUCGCCAUCUACCUCAUUGCAUUCUUUAUUGGGCCGCUGUUUUCAGCGCCGAUAAGCGAAAACCUUGGGCGGAAGCGCCUUGCACUGUUCUGCAAUGUAUUUUUCAUCAUCUUCAAUAUUGGGUGCGCCGUAGCGCGAACGCCUGCCCAGCUGGUCGUCCUGCGCUUCUUUGCUGGUCUGUUCAGCGGUGCGACCGUUCCCAUGGGCGGCAGCGCCGUGUCCGACAUGUUUGACCUGCACGAGCGGGGUUUCGCAAUGUCGCUCUACACUAUUGCGCCCGUGCUGGGCCCAUGCAUGGGACCGCUCGUCGCCGGCUGGAUUAUCCAGGGCUGGAGUCCGAGCAAGUGGCCCUGGAUCUUUUGGACGUCGACGAUGAUGGCCGGCGUAAUUAUGAUUGUGGGCCUUUUGUUCAUGCGCGAGACAUACGCACCGCGCCUCUUGCGUGAAAAAGCGCGAAAGCUGCGCGAAAGCACGGGCGACAACAGAUACCACUCGAUAUUUGACAAGCAGAAGGAGACGCCGAAACAGAAAUUGGAGCGUGUGAUGCUGCGCCCCAUCGUGUUUCUCUCCACCGAAAUCCUCGUGUUUUUGCCUGCGCUGUAUGUCGCCAUUAUCUACGGUUGCUUCUAUUUGCUCGUCGCGUCAAUGCCGCGCGUGUUUCAGGAGAAAUACGGGUAUAAGGUUGGGAUUAGUGCUCUGCACAACCUCGCCCUGGGAAUUGGCCUCGUUUGUUUUGGGCAGGCAGGUGGUGUCUUUAUUGACGUUGUCUACAAGCGCCUCUGCAAAAAGUACGGCCACAAGCGGCCAGAGUACAAGCUACCACUGCUCAUGAUCAGUGUGUUUGUCAUGCCUUGUGCUCUCUUGUUGUUUGGGUGGACCGCACAGUAUCAUGUCGUCUGGAUCGUCCCGGAUAUCGGGCUCGUGCUUGCGGGUGGAAGUGUGAUUUGUACCAUCAUCCAGGGCCAAAUGUACAUGGCGGACCUAAUGGGUGUUUAUGCCUCGUCUUCCUUGAGCGCCAUGAUGGCUACUCGUUCGCUUAUGGGGUUUGCCAUGGUGCUCAUUGCGAAACCAUUGUUUGAUCGUCUUGAUAUUGGAUGGGGUCUUUCUGUCGUCGCACUGAUCACGGCCAUUUUCGGAAUUCCCAGCCCUUUUAUUUUGUACAAGUACGGAUACCAAGUCCGCCAGCGGAGCAAAUAUGCAACUAAAUUGUGA